AUGGAUGCGAAGGACCAACUGGGAGGUUCUGUUGGUGAUCAGAAUGGGGAUAUGGAUCGGUUUCCGGAUGGUAUGCGUGUCCUGGCGGUUGAUGACGACCUAACUUAUCUCAAAUUCUUGGAGGCUACGCUGCGUAAAUGCAAUUAUGAGGUAACUACCGCUAAUCAUGCAUACGAGGCACUCCAAAUUUUGAGGGAAAACAGAAACAAGUUUGACCUGGUAAUCAGUGAUGUACAGAUGCCAGAUAUGGAUGGCUUUCAGCUCCUAAAGCUCUUAGGGCACGAAAUGGACCUACCUGUAAUCAUGGUGUCAGGCAAUGGUGAUACUGAGCUUAUGAAGAAGGGAAUCUCCCAUGGUGCUUGUUGCUAUUUGGUGAAACCUGUUAACAUUGAAGUGUUCAAGACUAUUUGGCAACAUGUCUUCCGGAGAAAAAAGUUGAACUCUAAGGAUCAAUGUAAGUCUUGUGAUCAAGACAAGGUCUGCAAAGGAACAGGAGAAGGUGAAGAAGGGAUGUCAGCAGCAAGUAGUUCAGAUAAGAAUGGAAAACACAAAAGAAAAAGGAAGCACCAAAAUGAAGAUGAUGAAGAAGGCGAAGAUGAUGAAGAUGAGAAUGAGGAACCAUCAACCCAGAAGAAGCGUCGGAUAGUUUGGUCCGAAGAGCUGCAUAAAAAGUUUCUUGACGUUUUCUAUUAUCUGGGACCGGAAAAGGCUGUACCAAAGAAAAUUCUUGAGCUGAUGAAUGUUGAAGAUCUCUCAAGGGGUAAUGUGGCCAGCCAUCUGCAGAAGUUUAGGGAACAACUUAAAAAAGGCGGCAGUAAGAAGGAAAAGCAGAGAGCUAGCAUGGUUGUUGAUCUGGGGAGAAAAGAUUCUUCUUACAUGCUGCACACGGGUCCAGUUGAUGAAUCUGGAGGGAGGCUCUCAAAUCCUGCUCCCUUAUCCUCAUACAUACCUCCGCAGAUGCUUUCGAGAUCAAACUCCCCCACUGAUUUUAACAUGCCAAGAAUUAAUCCUUCUUCUCAUCUGCUGCGACUUGGUCAGUCCCAAAAUUUGUGCAACUCUAUCAAUAAUGUAGCAAACCUCCAGCCAAGUGUGCUUACAAACCAAAGCCGAAACCUUUUUCAAGUAUCUCAGGCACCAGUAGAGCAAAAUCAAUUGCAGCAGAAAAAUUCUACCAUUGACAUCCGACAGUCCACUCCCAAUAAUAAUGGUUCCACAAGUACUUUUCCAUAUAAAGGAUUGCCUGGCAGCUCAGUCGGUUAUGAUUGUAAUACUUCAAUGUUACAAGGCAAUCCACAGCAAAAACAUGGGACGCUAGAGUUUGGAAAUCAGUCUUCUCUUAGAGUGAAUUCAUUGAAUCCCAAAUCAUUUGACAAUGCCCUUUGUAGAUCGUCCAAUUUUCUGGAUUUUCUGGAUAACGAUGGAUAUGGUGAAAGUUGGCAGGGUGGUAUGCAGGGUUGUGGUCAAUUAUACCAAUUUCCAUCAACUGCUUUGCUGAGGAGUGAGGCUUCCAAUUUUGGUCAAUUUCCUGCUAAUAACUUGGGUGUUUCUUCAAGUACACCUCAGAUCGGGAACACUCCAAAUGACUUCUCUUCUGUAAGUGCACUGUCAACUUCUGUGGAGGAACCAAGAGAAAACAUACAUAUAAAAAACCAAGGCCAUGUUGUACCAACCAUGUAUUGCACGCCAAAUCAAUGGUGGGAAGAUCAUAAGCAAGAUUACAACCACAACUGGAACCUUUCUUCCAUCGUUUCUAGCAAUGGUGUUGUAGAUCCACUAAGCCGGACCUUGGACCAAAAUGAUGCAGUUUGCAGUAGAAGCAUAAAUUCAUCUUUGUUUGACCAGUUUAAUGGGGGAAAUAGAACUAUCGUACAGCGCCUUGAGGUUGAGAAUUCGACCAUGCAUACAAAGAUUGAUCCUAAUGAGGAUUACAUAUUAUUAGAGCAAGCAAAGUCCAAUGAUGGCUUGGUUCAAAAUAGUCUUGGAUCACUGGAUAACCAGGUUGAAUUGGAGAAUGAGUUUGAUUUACUGGACGGAGAGUUUGGAUUUGAUGCAAUACAGGAACAAAAGAAGAAUGACGAGUAUGAUUUACUGGAUGGAGGGUUUCGAUUUGAAGCUUAG
Messenger RNA from Rosa rugosa (rugosa rose), 2118 nucleotides. RefSeq names its product two-component response regulator ARR12-like. Gene Ontology annotation, molecular function: DNA-binding transcription factor activity; DNA binding. Lineage: Eukaryota; Viridiplantae; Streptophyta; Magnoliopsida; Rosales; Rosaceae. Gene Ontology annotation, biological process: phosphorelay signal transduction system; cytokinin-activated signaling pathway. Bases 1 to 2118 code for a protein of 705 amino acids. The record is from RefSeq and is a predicted model, not a curated record. The transcript has 6 exons.